CUGCGAGGGUGUUGCGUGGCGCGCUCUGGCUAUUCUCAAUCACCCCUUCCCUCUCGUUCCCAGAAAUGUCUGCGGCUGAACCCCGAUGCGCCCGUGUGGGUGUCCAAGCAGCGGGUGCUCUGCGCCCUCAACCACAGCUUGCAGGAUGUGCUCAACUACGGCCUCUUCCAGCCCCCCUCUCAGGGCCGGGCAGGCAAGUUCCUGGACGAGGAACGCCUGCUGCGCGACUACCCGCCCAACCUGGACACGCCCCUGCCCUACCUGGAGUUCCGCUACAAACGCAGGGUUUACACCCAGAGCCUGCUGGAUGAUAAGCAGUUUGCAAAGUUACACACCAAGGCGAACCUUAAGAAGUUUAUGGAAUAUGUCCAGCUUCACAGCACAGAGAAGGUGGCCCGGCUUCUGGACAAGGGGCUGGACCCCAACUUCCAUGACCCUGACACAGGAGAGUGCCCUCUGACCCUGGCUGCCCAGAUGGAUGGUGCCACGGAUUUACUAAAAGUCCUGAGGAAUGGUGGGGCUCAUCUGGACUUCCGAACGAGGGAUGGGCUGACAGCCUUGCACAUUGCCACCCGCUGCCGGAACCCCAAUGCUCUGACGACCCUGCUGGACCUUGGGGCAUCCCCAGACUACAAGGACAGCCGUGGCCUGACCCCCCUAUACCAUAGCGCCCUAGGGGGUGGGGACCCCCUCUGCUGUGAACUCUUGCUCCAUGACCAUGCACAAAUUGGGACAGCUGAUGAGAAUGGAUGGCAAGAGAUCCACCAGGCCUGUCGAUUUGGUCAUGUCCAACACCUAGAGCACUUGCUGUUCUAUGGGGCCGACAUGCGGUCCCAGAAUGCAUCAGGAAACACAGCCCUGCACAUCUGUGCCCUGUACAACCAGGAGAGCUGUGCCCGGGUUCUCCUCUUCCGGGGAACUAAUAAAGACGUUCGUAAUUACAACAGCCAAACAGCUUUUCAGGUGGCCAUCAUUGCUGGGAACUUUGAACUUGCUGAGGUCAUCAAAACUCAUAAGGAUUCUGAUGUUGUGCCAUUCCGGGAGACUCCCAGCUACGCGAAGCGGCGACGUCUGGCGGGUCCCAGUGGCUUGGCCUCCCCGAGGCCUCUGCAGCGCUCAGCCAGUGAUAAUGAUCUAAAAGCUGAAGCCCGGUCUGGGCCCUCCCCUGGACCCUCACUCAGAAGCCUCCCCCACCAGUUACUGCUCCAGAUGCAAGAAGCAGGCAUGGGGCCUGUGGGCGGAGUCCGAGGACCCCAAAGCCGAUCCCCAUCCCUUCAGCGUCUGCAAGAGGAGAAGGAGAGAGACAAGGAUCCCAGUGGUCACACACUGGUCAGAGGAGGUCGAAGCAAGAGCAGGAUGCUGCCCGCUGGCCCGCAGAGGGGAGGGGCCCCCGGUGCGGCCGCCGCAGCGGGCAGGGAGCGAAGCAAGCAGGGCGCUCCCGGGAGCGCAGCCCCGCGGUGGUGGCGG
Gracilinanus agilis (Agile Gracile Mouse Opossum) is the source of this 1467-nucleotide messenger RNA. Its product is annotated as SH3 and multiple ankyrin repeat domains protein 3-like. NCBI's taxonomy places the organism in Eukaryota, Metazoa, Chordata, Mammalia, Didelphimorphia, Didelphidae. The annotation marks the transcript as partial. Gene Ontology annotation, molecular function: synaptic receptor adaptor activity; ionotropic glutamate receptor binding. The transcript is spliced from 10 exons. Gene Ontology annotation, cellular component: postsynaptic membrane; postsynaptic density; dendritic spine. The record is from RefSeq and is a predicted model, not a curated record.